AUGCACCUCCUGUUCUCUGUUGUUCUCCUGGCCACUCUGGCCAGCGCCGACGUCUUCGAUGGACCCUACUACAUUGCGAACAAUAGGACUGGCCACGAAGCUGCGUGGGACGGCACCAGAGAGGGGGAUGCUGUCCAGUUCAAAGCGAGCCACCAGCCCUGGGAAUUCGAAGAGGUCAGCCACGGUCUUCACCCGUGGUAUGUUAUAACCGGCAAAUCCUCAUACACAUACCCUCCCUAUAACCCCGUCUGGACUCAGAUUGGUUUCCCCGAAUACAAGGACGGAGCGGUCGCGAGACUCCAGAGCAGCGUGGUGCCGAUUUUCGAAAUCACCAGUGUUGGUGAUGAACUCUACAAGAUUAUUUCAAAUGACUCGCCAACUCGGAAUCCAUCGGAGAAGUUAGCAUGGACGGUAGAACGUUUGAGCGCAGAAGAUCAGACUGAGGUUUUGAAAUUAAGACCUUAUAGGGGGACGCUGGACCAGCACUUCAACGUCAUCAAGGCGAUCUUCCCUCCCUAA
This is a messenger RNA of Uncinocarpus reesii 1704, 519 nucleotides long. RefSeq lists its product as uncharacterized. NCBI's taxonomy places the organism in Eukaryota, Fungi, Ascomycota, Eurotiomycetes, Onygenales, Onygenaceae. The record is from RefSeq and is a predicted model, not a curated record. The transcript has a single exon. The coding region runs from base 1 to 519 and encodes 172 amino acids.